UCAGUCUCACAACUUAACCUGACAAACACUUUGGAUUGCUAUUAAAUAAAGCAGAGUUUUGAAGUGCAACCAUCGAAAAUUGACUGCUAAAUUAUAAUUAUUUAACUUCCUCUUAUAAAAUGCCUAAGGUACGACGCAGCAAGAAGCAGCCUCCUGAAGGCUGGGAGCUAAUCGAACCGACUCUGGAUGAACUGGACGAAAAAAUGAGAAGAGCUGAGAAGGAAUCACACGAAGGCAAACGCAAGCAGGAGUCUCUCUGGCCCAUCUUCAAAGUGCACCAUCAGAAGAGCAGAUACAUUUAUGAUUUAUUCCACAGACGCAAAGCAAUCAGCAGGGAAUUGUAUAAUUUCUGCAUUGAUGAGAAAAUUGCAGAUGCCAACCUCAUAGCCAAGUGGAAAAAAUCUGGCUAUGAGAAUCUAUGUUGUCUUAGGUGCAUACAAACCAGAGACACCAACUUUGGCACUAACUGCAUUUGCAGAGUACCAAAAGGCAAAUUGGAAGAGGGGCGGAUUGUAGAGUGUGUCCACUGUGGCUGUAGAGGAUGCUCUGGUUAAGCAAUUUGCUGAUAGAAUCAUUUAUGCUUUGGUAUUCAUGCACUUACUUUUAAAAAUAAUGAUAAUGUAAACCCUUUUUAGUAAUAAAACAAUGUGAAUCUGA
Molecule: messenger RNA, 657 nt
Organism: Dalotia coriaria
Lineage: Eukaryota; Metazoa; Arthropoda; Insecta; Coleoptera; Staphylinidae
Gene: l(1)10Bb
Product: BUD31-like protein
Exons: 3
Coding region: 120-554 (144 amino acids)
Biological process (GO): mRNA splicing, via spliceosome
Cellular component (GO): nucleus; spliceosomal complex
Source: RefSeq, a predicted model, not a curated record